Molecule: messenger RNA, 1950 nt
Organism: Capronia epimyces CBS 606.96
Lineage: Eukaryota; Fungi; Ascomycota; Eurotiomycetes; Chaetothyriales; Herpotrichiellaceae
Exons: 2
Coding region: 1-1950 (649 amino acids)
Cellular component (GO): RNA polymerase II transcription regulator complex
Molecular function (GO): transcription cis-regulatory region binding; DNA-binding transcription activator activity, RNA polymerase II-specific
Source: RefSeq, a predicted model, not a curated record
AUGUCGCAUCAGCCUAGUGAAGGCCUGUUCCUCUCCCCUGAUCAAGAAGAAAGCCUCAUCGCGGCGCUCAACUACAAUCAAUCCCCGCCUGAUAAAUCGGCCUCGGCAAGCUGGAAACUGACCUCACAAUAUCCCAUUUCCACGCCAACCAUGUCAAGUGCUCCAGGAUCGGGCAAUCUCGACUUCAGUGACGACAGUCCAUUUCUCGAUUUCGACCCCGAAGUCGACCUCGGCGAUGAGAACUAUGAAUUUGAUGAGGAUAGCCAGAUGAUUGGCGAGAUCCCUGGCGACCUACAUGACAAACGAAAAAGCGUUGAGGGAAAAGAUGAGGACGCCGAAGGAGGAGGAAAACGACGGGAAAGUGAAGACAAGGCGGCAAAGAAGCCAGGCAGGAAGCCUUUGACUUCCGAACCCACUUCUAAACGUAAAGCCCAGAAUCGUGCGGCGCAGCGCGCCUUCCGUGAGCGCAAGGAAAAACAUCUCCGAGAUCUAGAAACCAAGGUAGAAGACUUGGAAAAGGCUUCGGAGUCUGCCAGUCAUGAAAAUGGCCUUCUGAGGGCGCAGGUGGAACGUCUACAAGUCGAGCUGAAGGAAUACCGAAAGCGGCUUUCCUGGAUCAGUACCAAUGGCCUGACCAGGCCACAAGCAACUCUGCCCCAACAGGGACGAAACUCGACUGUCAACAACCACAAUGACUUCCAAUUCGAAUUUCCCAAGUUUGGCGAUCUCCCACCCGUGUCUGCUACAAAUCUGUUGAGCAAAUCCAGCCCGCAGACACAGCCGACCGCGAAAGCGAACAGGGCCGCAAGCAUUCCAAGUGCGAGCUCCACUCCUGCAAAUCAAGAUGUUACUACCCGUCACUCUACCUCAAGUUCGCAAAACAAAUCUGCACGACUCGGAUCUCUAAGCCAGUCGCCAUUGACCAACACGCUCUCGGCGUCCCCCCAACCUCAAACUCAGAAAAUAGAUCAACCAGGAGGUGUGGAUAGCUUGUUUGGGCUCUUCAGUCCCUCUAUAUUGGAAGCCAGUCGACACGCUUCCUUGGGUGGAUACUUUCCGCAAAAUACUCCCAAUCCUUCCACUCAAAACAAUCAAGGGAGCCUCGACAGCGGGAGUCUAGGUCAUGUCCCUGCACCCUAUUCGAACUCUAGCCUCUCAAAUUCCGACUCUCCAAGUUCAUCGGCAGAGUCUCACAACGCCAUUUCAUCAAUCGGCACUUCCCCCGAGCCAAGUUUGAAUUCUCCAGCCAACAAGCAUAAUGAAUACAGCCUCAACCCUAUUAGUGAGGAAGCCCACCUCCCGUUCGGCGGUAAGGACUAUCUUUGCGAACAAUUACAGCAGGCUUGUGGCUGCGCGGAGGAUCCAAUACCUCCUAUCCUGAACGUGUCUAACGUCAAAUCGUUAGGAUAUGCUACCGACCCAGGAUUCGAUGUCAACGGCAUCAAUUGGUUGGCGCAACAAAACAAUAACAGCUUUGAUCCAAUCCUGUUCAGCGAUUAUCGCGAGACACAGGACAAUGUUCUGUCGCAAGACUUUGGAUCCUUCUUCAAUGAUGCUUAUCCUCUUCCUGAUCUGGGCAGUCCUCUGCACAAUUACAACGACGUUGCAGCUGAUCACCCUGCCAAGAAUGAUUUGAUGCAACAGAUCGAGAUCACCAAGAAUGGCACAGAUGAAGUUGUGCCCAAUAACGACCAACCAAUGACCUGCAAUAAAAUCUGGUUGGUAACCAAACUGGCAGACAAUAUACCGCUUGCUAACUUUGUUCUCUCUAGGGACCGUCUUCAAUCCAUGGAGAAGUUCCGAAAUGGCGAGAUCGACAUUGACAACCUCUGCAGCGAGUUACGGUCGAAGGCCAAGUGCUCCGAGGGCGGAGCUGUGGUCGACAAGAAAGAUGUUGAUCAGAUCCUAGGGGGUGUGAAGCCAACAGCUUCCCCAACGCUCAGGAUAUGA